Dunckerocampus dactyliophorus (ringed pipefish) is the source of this 3313-nucleotide messenger RNA. RefSeq names its product protein phosphatase 1, regulatory subunit 3B (gene ppp1r3b). Gene Ontology annotation, biological process: regulation of glycogen biosynthetic process. The record is from RefSeq and is a predicted model, not a curated record. Gene Ontology annotation, cellular component: protein phosphatase type 1 complex. The coding region runs from base 1440 to 2222 and encodes 260 amino acids. Lineage: Eukaryota; Metazoa; Chordata; Actinopteri; Syngnathiformes; Syngnathidae. The transcript has 2 exons. Gene Ontology annotation, molecular function: protein phosphatase 1 binding; glycogen binding.
CACCACUAUCUCCAAGCCCAGUGCCGCCCCGCUCAUCCUGACCGGAAGCUGGAGGACCUGCAACAAGUCACAUGACUGCUACGCUUACGGAUAAGGUGGACAUCACAGUCCCUUAAUUGUGUUCCUGCUGCCAAGACGGGGGCUCAUUGGGAAGCUAAUGCAGUCACGUGACGACACAAACUGACAUGAUUUCUCGGUUAACACGUGACAAACGUGUGUACAAAAAGGCUCAAGUGUGGCUUGAAGCUAAUUGCAGCGUUAGCAUACACGGCUAGCACGAUAGCGACGGUGACGAAUGGAUUCCUACCGCAGUUUAUGGCUUACGUUUUGCCCGUUGAGGUGGAACAAAACCAGCGACGGUGUCUCCCCCAAUAACAGUCAAUUGGAAUUGAACCAAGUGCACGACAAAACAGCCAAAUGCCGCACUUUCUGUCAUCGGCCGUCACAUCCGGGUUGGCCUGGCAGGGACCAUGACGUCACGGGAACACACGGGCAUGCGCAGUAGUGGCAGUCAACAAAACCAAACAAUAAGCCCGUAACUAAACGUCCAUGUUGUAAUGCACAGCUACACUGUAUUUUCCUGGCCACUCACUGACGAAAAAAGGAACAUAUUAUUAUUAUUACUAAUUUAUGAAAAAUGGGUACAUUUUCUUUUUGGUGUCUGAAAAUAUUUGUUCAUAUUUGCUUGUCUUACAUUCCGAAAGGGGUUCACGAUUCAACAGCGAUAUGAGUUUGUUAAGCAGAGGAGCCUGUCCAGUGACGUCACAACAGGAAGCAGGUCAGAGGUCAACAUUUGUCCGGUCAAUGAUUGGCUGUCAUUGAUCGGUGGGCUAUUUUCAGGUAUCUUUCUGCAGCUAAACUUUCAUCUUUGUUCUCUUGAACGUAAUCCUCUGUGCAAAUAUUGACUCUCUUCUUCGCUGGCAGGUUAGCUUAGCGUCCUAUUUGAUCAUAUCGUUUGCCUUGCUAAGUGUCUGCAGCUCACUGGAUAACACAUUGAUCACCUGAUCACUGACACGACAGCUGAUGCUGAGACAACAAGCGAUAAUAACAUGCUAACUUAACAUGCUAACUACACGAGCUUAAACUAAGCUAUUUGACCCUCGUGUGCCCCCAUAGUGACCUGGGGCGGGGUCACAACCCUCACGCUCCGUGGGAAAGUCCUCUGAUUGGCUCGUCAAGAAUGUUCACGUGCAGCCUGAGUGGCUUUGAAGCCUGCGCACAAACAAUCUGCGCACAGGCUGGCGAGCACGGCACCAGAAAGGUGCGCGUCCACGCGAGUGAGCCCAGAUGAGGUGACCCGUCUCGUUCGCCCCCUACCCCCACCCCCCUCGGCGCCGCUCAGCGUGGUGGGUUUCACCAGCAUGUGUUCCCGUGGGGGCGCCACGCUAAAGCUAAGCAGCUAACUGAAGCCGACCCCACCCCACAUCUCCCCACCCGACAUGCCGACAGACACGGCGCUGCCCCUGUACUUGUCCAAUGAGGACUUCGUCUACAGGAGCAGCGCCCCCCCCGCCUCCCGCUGCCACUCGGAGGCGGCGGCACGAGACGGGGGGAAGGUGAAGAAACAGGUGACCUUCGCUGACCACCGAGGUCUGCCGCUGACCAGGGUCAAAGUCUUCUCCCAGUUCAAGGACCCCAUCGACAUCCCUCUGGACAUCCGGCGAAUGGCGAGCACGGCGCCCGGCGCCAAAGACGACAAGUUGGUCCUGGACUUCGGCCAGCCGUCGGCGGACUACGUGCACUUCCGCCAGCGUCUGGAGAGGAACUGCGUGUGCCUGGAACACUGCGUGCUUAAGCACAAGGCCUUGGCGGGAACUGUCAAGGUCAAGAACCUGUCCUUUGAGAAGCGGGUCAAGCUCCGCGUCACCUUUGACUCCUGGAAGAGCCACUCGGAUGUGGACUGCACGUACGUGAAAGACUCAUACCCAGCGCGCUACGGCGACACCUUCUCCUUCCGGGUGAGUCUGCCGAAGCUCCUCCCCCCUCAGCAACACGUGGAGUUUGCCGUCUGUUACCAGGUGGGCGGAGCCGAGUACUGGGACAGCAACCACGGCCACAACUACCGCGUCCUGUGGGCGUCAGCCCGGCUGCACCGCGCCGACACACGACACUUUGACUCGGGGAUCCACUUGGACCGAUUCGGCAGUCCCACCUGCGGACGCGGUAUCUUCCCCGAGUGGCCAAGUUACGCCGGCUACGAGAACGUGGGGCCGUACUACUGAGACGCCUUUUGUAGAAAUGAUCCAAUACGUUGGCACUUGAAACGCUCUUAGGGUUCUUAAUGAAGACACACCGUUUUAAAGGACUCUUCCUGUGCCUUUUAUUCCCGUCAACAUUUCCACUGAAAGGCGUCCUUGCCAUUUCCUGCAUGUUCAUGUUUUUAUUCGUGCGCUCAAGUGAUUCCAACGUUCAGUCACAUCAAUUAGUUGCUCUAAUAUUUAUUCAAUCCUUCGUCUCGUGUUGGGGUCGGCACCGACCCGUUUUAAAUUUUAAAUGCAUAAAAGAAUCGCAGAAAAUGUGUUAAUUGCAUCACAGGUUUUUGACUUGGUUAGUAAAUUCUAUUUCAAUAUAAAACCCCCAAAAAUCUUUUCACAAAAUUGUAAAAUGCUCUGGUUGAAAUGAUGGCCAUUGUAUCGCCAGGGUCAGUUUGGAGCCGGUUAUAAUAAUAAUAAUAAUAAUAAUAAUAAUAAUAAUACGAUUAUGAAGCCGUGGUUGGAGCCAAAACUGAAAGGGCAAGUGCAGGACAGCCAGCUCCUCUUCUAACCAGGCAAGGUUUAGGGGACCCUCGUUGGGCGGGGUUUUCCAAUAUACCAGCAGAAAGACUAAAUCAAGACGUGAGGUGAAUUCACUCUUGAUUUCACAUUUUCAGUUGGCGUCAUGGAAAGAAAGAAGAAGUAGAGUGAGCUUCGUGUUUGUUUUGGAACUCGUCAUCUAUUUCUAUUGGUUUCAUUAGCUUGAUUGCUUGUUGUGUAUUUGGCCAGCAAAGCUAUAUUUUGUGUCAUGACCUGUUCUGCUUUUCCUUUUUUCAGUUUAUAUUAAAGUUGUGUGACCUUUUUUGCCUUUUCUUGACGUCAAUAUACAGCAUGUGGGUCGAACACCGGAGAUGUUACGUUCGUGAUAAUAAAAGUCAUUUCUUUACGAGAUGUCAUAGUCAGGUGACAAAGCAAGCUUUUAUUUAUUCAUAUGAUUCUAUUGAGGUUCAUUUGACCAUUUUUUCGCAUUGAAAUCAAGGCGUAUACUGACAAAAAAAGUAUUAAAACCAACAUUUUCGUGGGUGAGGAAGCCCAGCAAGGCAACCGAGAGUUGAGAAACA